GCAAUUAUGUGUCUAGCCUAGUACGUAACGUGCCGUUCCUGCUGAUCGUCGCCGUUCGAGAAAAUAGAUUCUGUGAUAUUUUCUGUACUUGCAUCAGUUCGUAGUUCGCGACAGACAAAGGAUCACAAUUUCGUUGCGGAGGGCCAAGCCCGCCCUCCUAACAAAAAAAAGCUUGAAAAAAUGAGUAGGACAAGGGAACAAGCAGGCCCGUCUAAAUCGUCGGGAUCUGCAGGCUCUGCGGAGGAGAAAGAAAAGGAUGAUAGGAUGUUUGAGUGCAAUAUUUGUUUAGAUACUGCAAAAGAUGCGGUAGUCAGUAUGUGCGGUCAUCUCUUUUGUUGGCCAUGUCUGCAUCAGUGGUUGGAAACCAGACCUGCCAGGCAAGUCUGUCCAGUAUGCAAAGCUGCCAUAAGCAAAGACAAAGUCAUUCCAUUAUACGGACGUGGUGCCACAAAGCAUGAGGAUCCAAGGAACAACGUACCACCACGCCCAGCCGGUCAAAGAUCAGAGCCGGAGACCAAUGUCGGCUUCUCCGGUUUCGGUUUCGGCGAUGGUUCUUACAUGUCUUUCGGAAUCGGCACUUUUCCGUUUGCUUUUUUUACAUCAACUUUUAACUUCGGAGAAGCACGACCAAGCGCAGCUCCCAGGGGCACGCCGCAAUAUGAGGAAGAACAGUUUUUGUCUAAAGUAUUUUUAUGGUUAGCGGUUAUAUUCAUCUGUUGGCUGUUGAUGGCAUAACAUUGCUUCUAAAUUUGAAAAUAUCCAUUUGCUCGAUAACUUGUAAUAUUUUGUCUGAUUUGUGAUUUAAUUUUCCAUGAAUCAUAAUCUUAUAUUAGUUUCUGCAAACAUUUUUUGAAAAAAAAAAAAAAAAAAUGUAUAUCUCAAAAAAUUCCAAUUAAAAUUUGUUUCUUUCCACUUUCUAGAAAAAUUGAAAAAAUAUGACGUGCAACUUGUUAAUGCAAACUUUUCAUAUUAUUUCAUCAGCAUUUGCCUGUUUCAAAGUAUGAGAUGAUUUUUUUCGAAUUUGAACAGCUGUUAUUUUAUAGUCUCUUUAUUCUAUUCGUGUAUGUAUGUAUUAUAUAUAAAUAUAUUAUUUCUAUAUAAGAAAGAGAGAGAGGUAUAUGUAAAUCGAUAUUCAUCAUAUUUAAUGCGUAACAAUGUAUAACUUUAAGUGAGGAUAUAGAGAGGAAAUAUUAAUGUACAUCGUAAUGAUAUAUGAUGCAGUUUUGUAUGAUACUGCAAGGGUUUGAACAGUGUGUAUAUAUAAUCUAGAGUAAGAUACGCGUUUAAACGAUGGUAUAUAUUGUAAUAUAACAUAACAUAAAAAUUGGAUUCUCGCAAGA
This is a messenger RNA of Cataglyphis hispanica, 1340 nucleotides long. Its product is annotated as E3 ubiquitin-protein ligase RNF185-like. Gene Ontology annotation, cellular component: endoplasmic reticulum. Gene Ontology annotation, biological process: ubiquitin-dependent protein catabolic process. The coding region runs from base 181 to 735 and encodes 184 amino acids. Gene Ontology annotation, molecular function: metal ion binding; ubiquitin protein ligase activity; ubiquitin-like protein conjugating enzyme binding. The record is from RefSeq and is a predicted model, not a curated record. Lineage: Eukaryota; Metazoa; Arthropoda; Insecta; Hymenoptera; Formicidae. The transcript has 5 exons.